AUGUCCUCAAAUAAGAAAUAAAGACUUUACUAGAAGAUGCAAGAUCAAUUUAUUCAAAAGCAGUAACAAACAGACCAUGAAAGAUAAAUUAAAUUGCAAAAAAUUAAAAGCCAAAGUGUACCCCUAGAUAAAAUGAAUAUUGAGGCUCAUUAGCAAGUUUACGAUCAAAUCAAGAAUUAACAUUAGUAUGAUCGCAUAAAUUAAGGACUUAACCAAAUUACUGAUUUAAAUCUAAAGAAUCUUUACAAAAACCCUAUUCUUAAGAAGCUAAAGUAAUAAGAUCAAGAAGUUAAGGAGUAGUAAGUUAAAUAAUUGGAGGAUAAGCGCUAGCUUAUUAGUAAGAAAGAUUAAUACGCAUAAUUUGUGAGAGAAGUGUUCAAGCCUCAAGUGAUUCGGACUACUCAAGCUAGAAGUCAAGAUAGAAAUGGAUAAUUAAAGGAAUAAUUCUAAGAAGAAGGUAGAAAAGUAAAACUGCCAAAGAUAAAGCUAGGUGGAUUUUAUGAGCUCUAGGAACUUGUUAAACUAGCAGAUCCAGACUUUUAGUUAAAAGAGGAUGAGAAUAUUGAGAGUGAUGACGAGCCAGAUCAAAUCUUUAAAGAUUAAACUAAACUUAAUAAGGACCAAUCCAAUAUACGAUUAAAAGGAAAUUUUAGCAAGAAUACUAUUCUUAAAAAUGAGCGAUAGCAAUACUCUCAAUAAAACUUGAUUAAGCUUGUGCCAAUGGUUUAAAAAUAAAGUUAACACUAAAACAUCAAUGGAAAGCAGAAUCAUUCUAAUAAAAUGAAAAGAAAUGAAAGUGAUUCAAGUUUUGAUUCCAACUGCUCAGAGUGCUAGAGACACAGAGCCUAAAAAAGUCAAAGUACUAGCCAAAUUAGGCAAAGACGAGAACACAAAAAGCAUCCUUGGGAGAGAAAAGCUAUGUAAAAAGAGAUUAUGAUAAAGUAAAGUAUGAGAGAUGAAAGCGUCAAGGAGACUUAGGAUAUUAAUUCUAAAUUUUUAGGGGCCCUUAAGGCUAAACUAAGUAUAAUCGAUAGUUUCGAACUUUGA
Stylonychia lemnae is the source of this 1047-nucleotide messenger RNA. NCBI's taxonomy places the organism in Eukaryota, Ciliophora, Spirotrichea, Sporadotrichida, Oxytrichidae. The record is from the annotation of a GenBank genome assembly.